AUGAGGAGGAGUGACCAGCUGAAUGUUGGAGACUACAUCAAGUCAGUGAAUGGCAUCAACCUGUCAAAGCUUCGCCACGAUGAGAUCAUCAGCCUGCUGAAAAACAUCGGGGAGCGGGUCGUGCUGGAGGUGGAGUACGAGCUGCCUCCAUUUGUCCAGAACCCAUCAGGCGUCUCAACCAAAACCAUAGAGGUGUGUUUACACAAGGAGGGGAACAGCUUUGGGUUUGUCAUGAGAGGAGGCUUCCACGAGGACUGGCGCAGGUCACGACCUCUGUUGGUUACAUACGUCAGGCCUGGAGGUCCCGCUGACAGAGAAGGCACUUUGAAGGCAGGAGACCGAGUAGUGAGCGUAGACGGGAUGUCUUUAAACAGGGAAAAGCACGCUGACUCUUUGACCAUGCUGAUGCAGAGCGGCCAGGAAGCUCUGUUCCUGAUUGAGUAUGACGUCUCUUUCAUGGAGGCAGUGCAGCGAGCCUCGGGCCCUCUGCUGGUGGAGAUAGUGAAAGGUCCCUCCUCCAGCCUUGGGAUCAGCCUCACUACAACAAUAUACAGGAGCAAACAAGUUAUUAUUAUAGACAAGAUAAAGGCAGGCAGCGUGGUGGAAAGGUGUGGAGCGCUGCACGCAGGUGACAUCCUUCUGUCUAUAGACGGGACCGGCACGGAGCACUGCUCUCUGAUGGAGGCCACGCAGCUGCUCGCCAGCACCAUUGAUGUCGUUAAACUGGAGAUCCUCCCCGCCAGUCAGAGCAGACUUCCUGUCAGACCGCAAGACACAGUAAAAGUGCAGAAGAGCAACAAUCAUCACUGGGACCAAAGCAGCAACUACUGCCAUCCCCCACAUGCCAGCCACGGAAAGACAUGGAGCAGCCCAAGCCACCCACUCAACCAGCAGGACCACUGCAAAUCGGUGGUGAGCGGCGGCUUCUCUCCUUCCUCCACAGCCACCUCAGGCUUCAGCAGCCAGGGGAGCAACACGCUGCCCUGCCCCAUCCCCCCCAGCAGCCCCCGAAACUCCACGGGCCGUAGGAGGAACAGGAAGAAGGACCACAAAAGCUCACUAUCUCUGGCCUCCAGCUCUGUCGGGCCGGGGGGGCAGGUCUUUCAUGUGGAAACGAGCGAGGUCAUCCUGAGGGGGGAUCCGCUCACAGGUUUUGGGAUCCAGCUGCAGGGAGGUGUCUUCGCCACAGAAACGCUGUCUGCUCCCCCAGUCAUCCGCUUUAUUGAGCCCGACAGCCCAGCUGAGAGGUAA
Notothenia coriiceps (black rockcod) is the source of this 1251-nucleotide messenger RNA. RefSeq names its product glutamate receptor-interacting protein 2-like. The transcript is spliced from 10 exons. The coding region runs from base 1 to 1251 and encodes 416 amino acids. Gene Ontology annotation, biological process: neurotransmitter receptor transport, endosome to postsynaptic membrane. The record is from RefSeq and is a predicted model, not a curated record. Lineage: Eukaryota; Metazoa; Chordata; Actinopteri; Perciformes; Nototheniidae. Gene Ontology annotation, molecular function: protein binding.